GCGGUCAUUGAGAAGAGGCAAGAUGGCAGCCGCGGCGGUGGCUGAGUUUCAAAGAGCCCAGUCUCUUCUCAGCUCAGACCGGAAUGCAUCUAUUGAUAUUUUACAUUCAAUAGUAAAGCGGGACAUCCAGGAGAGCGAUGAGGAGGCGGUGCGUGUCAAAGAGCAGAGCAUCCUGGAGCUGGGUGGUCUGCUGGCUAAGACGGGCCAGGCUGCAGAGCUGGGUGGUCUCCUGAAGUAUGUGCGGCCGUUCCUGAAUUCCAUCAGCAAGGCCAAGGCGGCGCGGCUGGUGCGCUCGCUGCUGGACCUGUUUCUGGACAUGGAGGCAGCUACAGGCCAGGAGGUGGAGCUGUGUCUGGAGUGCAUCGAGUGGGCCAAGGCUGAGAAGAGGACAUUCCUCAGACAGGCCCUGGAGGCUCGUCUCAUCUCUCUGUAUUUUGACACAAAGCGGUAUCAGGAGGCGCUUCAUCUAGGCACCCAGCUGCUCCAGGAGCUGAAGAAGAUGGAUGACAAGGCCCUGCUGGUGGAGGUGCAGCUGCUGGAGAGCAAGACGUACCACGGCCUCAGCAACCUGCCCAAGGCCCGCGCCGCCCUCACCUCUGCACGCACCACCGCCAACGGCAUCUACUGCCCGCCCAAGCUACAGGCCGCCCUGGACAUGCAGUCAGGGAUCAUCCACGCGGCAGAGAAGGACUGGAAGACGGCCUACUCUUACUUCUACGAGGCCUUCGAAGGCUACGACUCCAUCGACCACCCCAGAGCGAUCACCGCUCUCAAAUACAUGCUGCUCUGCAAAAUCAUGCUCAACCUUCCUGAGGAGGUCCAGGGUCUUGUCAGUGGAAAGCUAGCCCUGCGGCACGCCGGGAGACAGACAGACUCUCUGAAAUGCGUGGCACAAGCCAGCAAGAACCGGUCGCUGGACGAUUUUGAAAAGGCCCUUACAGAGUACAGAGGGGAGUUGAGAGACGACCCCAUCAUAAGCACACACUUGACCACGCUCUAUGACAACCUGCUUGAACAAAACCUCAUCCGUGUCAUCGAGCCUUUCUCCAGGGUCCAGAUAGAACACAUUUCCACCCUCAUAAAACUCUCCAAGGGAGAUGUCGAGAGGAAGUUGUCACAGAUGAUUCUGGACACAAAAUUUCACGGUAUUUUGGACCAAGGCGAGGGUGUGCUGAUCAUCUUUGAUGAUCCUGCAGUAGACACGACGUACGAGGCGGCCCUGGAGACCAUUCAGAACAUGAGCAAAGUGGUGGACUCACUCUACAACAAAGCCAAGAAGCUCACAUAGAGGAGACCACCUGUACCCCAGCACAGAGCGUGUCUGGCCAGUUUGUGAAGCACUCCGGGGAGAGGAGAGAGAGUGGGGUGUUCGGACUCAAACAACCCAGCAAGCAAAUAAACCAACCGACCAACCCACAAACUGACAGGGCUAGGCUGUCGUCGUCCCAACCCCCCCACCCCUCUUCAAUUCAGACUGGGUACAUUUCCCCCCAACGGACAUUAUAACUACUGGUAUCUCCAUCACAAGUUUCUAUGUUCCUCGGUGUCCCCCUCCUCCCCUCCUUGCCAACCAUCAGGGAAUCUUGUAAAAAAAAAGAACAAUAAAGAAACCGAAACAUAUACAUAACAUGUAUGAUACAUAUAGGUCUCUGAAAGAGUGUAAUUGGGGGGGGGCUCACACUGCCUAAAGGUUCAGUUCUGUUGCAAACAACCUCUGGCCAUAUCCCCCCUCGCCCCAACACACACACCCACACACGGCAACCUGUGUCUGCUGGCUUUGGGCCAGAGUGGACAGAGAAAAAGGACCCCUGUCCCUGGGAACACGCCACAGGAAAAGGACACAGUCAUCGCCAUACUGUUUUAUAGUUCCUAGACCUGGGUUAAUAUAUUGUUUGAAAAUCGUUCAAGUACUGAGAGUUUGUUUUAUCCUGCCUGGGGUGCCAGGAGGGUGUGGCAUUCCUUUUUGGGACUUUUCUACUGGUUCCAUUUCAACAGGCAAGCUCAAUCGAGAACAGAUAAAGUACCUGAUAUGAUCUCUAAUAGUAUUUCAAUCCAGGUCUAAUUGUUUCCCUCCCUGCCUCCAAUUCCAGUUUGUACAUAAUGUUGCCAGGCGUCUCUCUCUGUCCAUGUCAGGCCUGUCAUGCUAACACCCCUCCACCCAUCCCCUUUUUAUUAUAACGCUAAACGAGAAUGAAAGAAGCCCCCAGCGUGCUUUUGUGAGUGGUGGUGGUGGUGACGAUUGUGACUGGCUGACUGACGGGGAGAGUGAGUUGGUUGUUAAUUCCUCAUGUAUACAAACGACUGGGGCUCGUUUGCUGAAAAAUAUAAAAGCUGUAAGGUUUGAGGACUACUUUUUGCAAGGACACCUAAUCGACCAUUUCCCAUAUGACAUAGAUAAAAGACAAGUGCUAAUAAAUAUGUUGAAUGUCACGGCUUAAUUUUCUGUUUGAAGGAACUAAACUAGAUGGACUGUUA
Coregonus clupeaformis (lake whitefish) is the source of this 2475-nucleotide messenger RNA. Its product is annotated as 26S proteasome non-ATPase regulatory subunit 11. The coding region runs from base 23 to 1288 and encodes 421 amino acids. The record is from RefSeq and is a predicted model, not a curated record. NCBI's taxonomy places the organism in Eukaryota, Metazoa, Chordata, Actinopteri, Salmoniformes, Salmonidae. The transcript has 12 exons. Gene Ontology annotation, cellular component: proteasome regulatory particle, lid subcomplex. Gene Ontology annotation, biological process: ubiquitin-dependent protein catabolic process. Gene Ontology annotation, molecular function: protein binding; structural molecule activity.